Messenger RNA from Pieris rapae (cabbage white), 4039 nucleotides. It is a transcript of the gene Mer, whose product is annotated as merlin. Gene Ontology annotation, cellular component: adherens junction; plasma membrane; apical part of cell. Gene Ontology annotation, biological process: positive regulation of protein localization to early endosome; regulation of gliogenesis; regulation of organelle assembly. NCBI's taxonomy places the organism in Eukaryota, Metazoa, Arthropoda, Insecta, Lepidoptera, Pieridae. Gene Ontology annotation, molecular function: cell adhesion molecule binding; actin binding. The record is from RefSeq and is a predicted model, not a curated record. The coding region runs from base 267 to 2102 and encodes 611 amino acids. The transcript has 13 exons.
GGAACAUCACUAGGAAGUUUUUCAUAAUAAUAUUUUUUCUUCAUUCAACUCACAUUCUUGUUUCAUUGACGUUCCGCUUGUUUGUAAAUAAUAACCGCUGGAAAUAGUACGCAAUGUGAAAUACACGCAUUCCUCAACCGCAAGUGUACAUUACGUAAACUUUUGCUACGGAUAAACUAAUCCGUAAUUUGGUUAAUAUAAGUCUAACCUAUUCCUAUAAAAUUCUAAGAAAAAAUUCAUUAUUUAAUGUGAAAUGUGAUUAAAAAAUGCCGCCGUUUAGAAGAAAGAAGGCCUCUAAAUCAUUCCCAGUUAAAGUGUGUACCUUAGACGCUGAGUUGGAAUUUAAUUUAGAGUGGCGAGCUACUGGAAGAGAUUUGUUUGAUCUUGUAUGUAGGACUAUAGGACUAAGGGAAACAUGGUUUUUUGGCCUUCAGUUCGAGGAUACAAAACAUUUUAUCAGUUGGCUGAAAUUGGAUAAGAGAGUCCAAGAUCAAUGUGUCUCUCAAAUGCCAGGCACUCCAUUUAUGCUAUUGUGCAAGCUUUAUCCUGAAGAUGUUGCUGAAGAACUUAUUCAGGAGGUCACACAACACCUGUUGUUUUUGCAAGUAAAGCAGGCUAUAUUAAGUAUGGAUAUAUAUUGUCCGCCAGAAGCAUCAGUUUUGUUAGCUAGUUAUGCUGUUCAGGCUAAGUAUGGGGACUAUGAUGAAAGUGCUUAUAAGCCAGGUAUGCUUGCCAGUGAAGAUCUUCUGCCUCAGCGCGUCAUCGAUCAGUAUCAGAUGACCCCUGAGAUGUGGGAGGAAAGGAUUAAAAUAUGGUAUGCAGAUCACAAAGGUAUGUCUAGAGAUGAAGCGGAAAUGGAAUAUCUCAAAAUAGCCCAAGAUCUGGAUAUGUAUGGAGUUAAUUAUUUUGCUAUAAAUAAUAAAAAAGACACAGAUCUCUAUCUAGGUGUCACAGCUCUAGGUUUAAACAUAUAUGAAAAGGACAAUAAACUCCAACCAAAAACUACCUUCCCAUGGUCAGAGAUCAAACAUAUUUCAUUUGACGAUAAGAAAUUCGUUAUCAAAUUCGUCGAUAAAUCAGCAAAUAACUUCAUUUUUUUCUCGCCAAAAGGAAUGAAUAAAUUGAUAUUAGACCUGUGCAUCGGUAACCAUGACUUAUACAUGCGCCGGCGCAAGCCAGAUACUAUGGAAGUGCAACAGAUGAAAGCUCAGGCCAAGGAGGAGAAAGUGCGUCGACAAGUAGAACGCAAUAAAUUGGCUCGCGAGAAACAACUGAGGGAGGCAGCGGAAAGGGAAAGGGCCGCGAUGGAACAGAGAUUGUUGCAGUACCAAGAGGAGAUUCGUCUUGCUAAUGAAGCUUUGCGUCGUUCAGAAGAAACAGCAGAGCUGUUAGCUGAGAAGGGAAGAGUGGCGGAAGAAGAGGCAUCUCUUCUAGCACAGAAGGCGGCUGAUGCUGAAAGGGAUAAUGCUCGAUUGAGGUUGUCUAACAUACGGACUGAAGAGGAAAAGGUACAUUUAGAAAGAAAGACCCGCGAAGCAGAAUUCCUAACAGCGCGUUUAGUGGAGGAAUCAGAGAAACGUGCGGCAGAAGCCGAGAGACUCAAAUCCGAAUUACUAGCGGCGAGAGUAGCGGAAAAACAAGCGAAGGAGAAACUACUAAACUUCCUUAGUAGAACUUCUACUGGGUCAUUACCGCCGCCAUCAACCGUUCCAUCUUCUCUCUUCCCGUCAACGUGCUCUCUCCCGGCUGAGUUGAGUUGUGAUGGCGUCGGAGUCCUACAGAAUGGAAGCUCCACGCCACCGGAGCCCGAGUUGAAUUCCUACCAACUACUCCCUGAUGACUCGGAUCCGCAUAUCCAUCGGCUGUCGUUGGAGAUUGAGAAGGAAAGGGUGGAAUACCUCGCAAAGUCCAAGCAUCUCCAACAGCAGUUGGACGAACUGCGUUGUGAAUUCUCGGUUUUAAGAGUGGAACAGCAGCCAGGAGCCACCUUGGACAGGAUUCAUGAAGCGCAGACGAGGGCCGGAGAUGACAAGUACUCCACUCUACGGCGGCUUAAACAGGGCUCCACGAAAACACGACUUGCCUUCUAUGAGGAGCUGUGAGGUGAAAGUACAAUGACAAGCAAUUCCACAAAUAUGUAUUAGUCUAGGACAUGGAAGUGACAAUUUAAAUAAUUUUUUUCUCUACGUAGUUAGCACCUAGGUUUUGAACAAAGCGCAUAAUUUUUAUAUGUUAAUUUUUAAGUCAUUGAUGUUUUAUGGGGAAGAUUUGGUUAUUUUUUUAAUAAUAGUUUAUAUUUCAACAUAAGUUAUAGUGUUACUCGUAUAUUUAAAGUAAUAUUUUACCAUGUUCCUAAAUAUUGAAAAGUAUUAUAAGUCUUCAUGGAGUCAGAUAUUGUAUCAGCAAUUUCAAGAUAUUUUAUAUCCGUGACCCCUUAGUACCGUUCAACCGCUCUACUCAGUUGGUUUAUUUUAAGUGUGUAAUUCAUUAUUACCUAGUUCGGUUUAAAGCAAAAGAAUAAAAAUUAUUAAUUGCUGUAACUCUACGAUUUUAUGAGAGUCGAAUUCAAUACUUUUUUAAUAAAUUCAAUUUACUGAUAGUAACCGAAAUGUAAAAGGGGUUGAACUGUAAUUAUAUGAUCUCUUUUUUAUUUAAAUAUUGGUUAAUGAUUUUUAUAUCUUGUCUUAUCUGCAAAAAUAAUAUUGAUUUAUCUGUGGUCGCGCACGCUAUGCUCAUUUCGCGCCAUUUUGUAACAGUCAAAGUCAAUCCGUAAUGUUAUAAGUGAAAAGCUACACGUAGCUACUUUAUUAUAUCAUUCGUUCAUUCAAAAUUAACAAUUUAAGGGUAUGUUUGACAAUGUAUGGAUAAAGAACCAAAUAGCUAUGCAACACAUACAUUAUUCGGAAUAUAAAAGUUCUGAAUAAGAAACAUCGAAACGCAACCAUACUAUUUAUCCUACCAAUAAGUAUUAAAUAGCUUAUUUAGAACUUUCCCUACAUUGUGAAACAGACCCUAGGAUUGCAACAAUAUCAUAAACUUUAACAUGUUUAUUCUCUAUUAUUUAAGAUCUGCUCUUCUAUAUUAUGAAAUUAUUUAUCCUUUUUGCAAGUCUAUAUAGUGUAGAUUAGGUUUUACCAUUUCGACUAAUAUUAAUAUUUUUAUUCGGAAUCGACAUUUGAAAUAUUGCAUAUUAUUGCCAUAUAUAAUUCGUGUAGCUAUUGUCAAAUCGUUAUAUGUGAUCAUUAAUAUCAGACCAUUCUGUUAUGUACCUUUACAAUUAGUAUAAGUUCAUAAUUAUACUAAACACUUACUAAACAUAAUUAGUAUAUAUAUAUAUGCCUAACAUGGGACAGUAUCCGUAUAAUAAUAAAUAAUAUUUUUAGAACAGCACUUUGCAAGCAUAUUUUGAGCUAAACGGAAGCACAAACAUACAUAAUGUAUAAAAAAAUAUGUAGUAUGACUUAACAAAUGCAAUACGUUUUUAAUAUAACUUUCUUAGCGCUUAAUUUUGACUUUUGUCGAACAGAAACGCAGUUCUUUGUAGUCAAAAACUGAUUUUAUCGUAUUGCCGUAUACGAUCAUAAAGUUUGUACUAGAACCUCUGAAAAAAUGGUUUUAAUUACUCUAACGUCUUGCGGUCCUAAAAUACACGGAUUAACUGAUAGUAAUGAACGGAUCCAAUCAGAUUUCGUCAGCAGACCGUAAACAGGUCGAUGAUCUUUUUUAGUUCGUGCUUUUAAAUGGAGUAAAAUAAUUAUGUAUUUAUAUUUAUUAUGCGUAUGUCUUCCAUACCAAUGGUUAUCUUGUGGCCCUAUUUUUAAAUUGGUAAGUUCCUGAUUUGGCUUAGCCAUUCAUUGAAGCUGGAUAGUUGGUAUUUUUAUUAAAUUUUUCAUGGGGCUACAAUACAAAUAUAUGUUUUAGUAAUUUGAAGGAAUCGUGUAUUUUUGUAAUGAAAUACUUGUGAUGUACGACUUAUGUUCAAUCAAGUGCCUUGCGUAAUAUAGAAACAAUUUUGUAAAUAAAUAUUUAUAAAUUUUUA